This is a messenger RNA of Malassezia vespertilionis, 447 nucleotides long. It is a transcript of the gene MRPL23, whose product is annotated as 54S ribosomal protein L23, mitochondrial. Gene Ontology annotation, cellular component: mitochondrial large ribosomal subunit; ribosome. Lineage: Eukaryota; Fungi; Basidiomycota; Malasseziomycetes; Malasseziales; Malasseziaceae. The record is from RefSeq and is a predicted model, not a curated record. Bases 1 to 447 code for a protein of 148 amino acids. The transcript has 3 exons. Gene Ontology annotation, molecular function: structural constituent of ribosome; mRNA binding. Gene Ontology annotation, biological process: negative regulation of translation; translation.
AUGUCGCAGCGUGUGGGCAAUACAUCCCUCGCAUUCUCUCGGAUGUGGCAUCAUGUGGAUGCACGCGAGAGGGUGCUUGGUCAUCUUGCCCGCUCCAUCGCAGUGACGCUGAUGGGCAAGCACAAGCCCUUGUACGACCCUGCCGUCGACGCUGGCGAUUAUGUCGUAGUCACGAAUGCGUCGCACAUUGCAGUCACGGGCAAGAAAGCAGACCAGAAACUGUACCGCCACCAUACGAUGUACCCAGGCGGUCUGAAGGAAAUUCCGUUCAACACCAUGCUGCAGAAGAAGCCGGAAGAGAUUAUCCGCCGUGCCGUUUCGGGCAUGCUGCCUAAGAAUAAGUUGCGCGAUCGCCGCUUGGAGCGGCUCAAGAUAUUUCCUGACGACACGAAUCCAUACGAGGCAAACAUUGUGAAGCGGUACGGUGUCUCACAGGCAUGGUCAUGA